Molecule: messenger RNA, 993 nt
Organism: Aegilops tauschii subsp. strangulata
Lineage: Eukaryota; Viridiplantae; Streptophyta; Magnoliopsida; Poales; Poaceae
Source: RefSeq, a predicted model, not a curated record
AUGGAGCGUCUUCCUCGUCUCCAAUUUCCCUCAUUGCCAAGUGAUCGAGAACGCCACGAUCAUGCCCUUCACCGGCGUGUCUGUCAUCACCGAUGGAAGAGCGCCACGAUCUUCCUCGCCAACCGCAAGCAGCAACACUCCAGCGGCUACCACCUGCUCAUAGUCGAGGGGUACUCGCGCACCAAGAGCAGCACACACACGGGAGAGUGCAUCAGGUCUUGCCCUUUCAUGGUUGGCGGCUACCUUUGGUGCAUCCAGUACUACCCCAAUGGCGCCAAGUCGGAGAACGCAGAUUUUAUAUCUCUUUAUCUUGGUCUUCUUAACAAUGACGAUGCUGCACUUGCAAGCCCAUUGAAGUUGCAGUUCGAGAUUAGUUUCGUCGAUCAGAUUUACAAUCAAGAAUCCACGCAGAUUCGCGCUGGCCAAGGACACUGCCACCACUUCUCCGUCCAUCAAGGUGCCUUCUUCGGACAUGCAACAGCAUUUCAGCGAUCUUCUUCUGGCCGAGGAGGAACGGACGUGACGUUCAAGGUCGGCGGCGAGACGAUCGCCGCACACCGUUGUGUGCUGGCGGCCCGAUCUGCCGUCUUCAAGGCAGAGCUCUUUGGCACCAUGAAAGAAGGCAUGAUGACUACAAGCGUCAUACAGGUUGACGACAUGGACGCGCAAGUUUUCAGGGCGAUGCUUGGGUUCAUUUACAGUGACUCGCCGUCGGAGAUAGAGGAGGAAGAAGAUGCAGAUGUGAUGUGGCAGCACCUGCUCAUCGCUGCUGACAGGUAUGAUCUCCGGCGACUAAGGCUGAUGUGUGAAAAGAAGCUGUCCGAGUACGUCGACGUGACCACGGCCACGACCAUCUUGACGCUAGCUGAGCAGCACAACUGUCGCGGGUUGAAGGAGACGUGCUUGGAGUUUCUCAACUCUCCUGCAAACCUGCAAAAAGUCAUGGCGUCCGGUGGUUUGGAUAGUCUUGCUGCAUGCUGCCCUCUGUUCUGA